CGCUCCUGCAUCUCUUGUGAUUCGGCUGAAGAAAGGACAAACACACAGAAAAACUCCUGGUGAAGCGACUGAGAUCCACGUCACACUAUUAUAAAGAUGGCGUUUAUGAAAGAGGAGAAUGAAGACAUGAAGAUUGAAGAAACAUUCAGAGUGACACAUGAAGAUACUGAGACACAAACAAAUAUGGUGUUUAUGAAAGAGGAGAGUGAAGACAUGAAGAUUGAAGAAGCUUUCGGAGUGAAACAAGAAGAUACAGAGGAACAAACAGACCCGAUGGCGCUGAAAGCAGAGAGUCAAGAACUGAAUGAAAUACGAAACCAGUACGACAAUCAUCAUGAUUUUGCAACUGGAGAAAAAUCUUUAAAUUCCUCAAAGACUGAAAAGACAACAACUACAAGUAAUUUCACUUACCAACAGUGUGGAAAGAGCUUCAUUCAAAAAGAAAGCCUUAAACGCCACAUGGGAACUCACACUGGAGAGCAGCCUUUCACCUGCCUUCAAUGUGGAAAGAGUUUCGCUAAAAAAUUAGGCCUUAUAGCCCACAUGAGAAGCCACAUGAGAACUCACACUGAAGAGCAGCCUAUCAUCUGCCUUCAAUGUGGAAAGAUUUUUGCUAAAAAAGGAGCCCUUAUAGCCCACAUGAGAACUCACACUGGAGAGAAGCCUUACACCUGCCCUCAGUGUGGAAAGGGUUUCGCUCAAAAAGGAGGAGGCCUUAUAGCCCACAUGAGAGUUCACACUGGAGAGAAGCCUUACACCUGCCCUCAGUGUGGAAAGAGUUUCACUCAAAAAGGAGGCCUUAAAUCCCACAUGGGAAUUCACACUGGAAAGAAGCCUUUCAGUUGCCGUCAAUGUGAACAGAGUUUUUUACGUAAGACAGCCCUUAAUGCACACAUGCAAACUCACACUGAUGAUUACCCCUGCCAACUGUGUGGAAUAAGUUUCAUUCAAAAAGGAAGCCUUAAACGCCACAUGAAAAUUCACACUAAAGAGAAGCCUAACACCUGCCAACAGUGUAGAAAGUUUUUCACCCAAAAAAGAAGCAUUAAACUCCACAUGAGCAUUCAAACUGGAGAGAAGCCUUACACUUGUCCUCAAUGUGGAAAUAGUUUUUCGCGUAAGGCAACCCUUAAUGCACACAUGCAAACUCACACUGAAGGGAAGGCUUACACCUGCAAACUGUGUGGAAUGCAUUUCAGCUAAAAAGGAAACCUUAAAGUUCACAUGAGAACUCACACCGGAGGAAGCCGUUCCAGUGUUGUAAUGUAACGGAGUACAAAUACUUCGUUACUGCACUACUGAAUUGGCCAUUAUAGCAGGUUUAACCUAUGGGUUUAACGACUGAAGCGACAACUCGCCAGGUUACUAUAGUGUGGCCGGCUACGCAAUACUCGUUCCCUCUCUCAGGGAACUGAGGUUACGAUAGUAACCGAGUAGUUCCCUUUCAAACGGCCACAAUAAAGUUCACAAUCAAAGUUCUAACCGCUUGCU
Rhinichthys klamathensis goyatoka is the source of this 1491-nucleotide messenger RNA. Its product is annotated as gastrula zinc finger protein XlCGF8.2DB-like. Lineage: Eukaryota; Metazoa; Chordata; Actinopteri; Cypriniformes; Leuciscidae. Bases 97 to 1203 code for a protein of 368 amino acids. The transcript has 3 exons. Gene Ontology annotation, molecular function: RNA polymerase II cis-regulatory region sequence-specific DNA binding; DNA-binding transcription factor activity. The record is from RefSeq and is a predicted model, not a curated record. Gene Ontology annotation, biological process: regulation of transcription by RNA polymerase II.